Molecule: messenger RNA, 2608 nt
Organism: Rhodamnia argentea
Lineage: Eukaryota; Viridiplantae; Streptophyta; Magnoliopsida; Myrtales; Myrtaceae
Product: pollen receptor-like kinase 3
Exons: 2
Coding region: 22-2097 (691 amino acids)
Biological process (GO): protein phosphorylation
Molecular function (GO): protein binding; ATP binding; protein kinase activity
Source: RefSeq, a predicted model, not a curated record
UCUCUAUACUUAGAAUGUCUCAUGAAAGUUUGCCAGCUCCAUCGCGAGCCCUCCAAGCCAUACCAACAUGUCAAUCUCUUCCAAUGCCAAAUUAAAGAAAACUCCCCUGAGCAGCAGCCCCGCCAAAUCCUCCUGCAACCGCCACGCCUCCUCCUCGUCGCCGAGCAGCGGCUCGUUUCUAACCGGCGGAGGACGACCACCCCCCUGCCCUGCUCGGCAAUGGCCGCUGUUCGCCACCACUUCCUGCUGUCCUCCUUCCUCCUCGUCCUCCUCCUCCUCGCCAUGGCCUCUCUGUCUGAUUGCGUCACCGAGGAUGAGGCCCUCCUCAAGCUCAAGAGGUCGAUAACUCACAACGGGGCAUUGGACUCUUGGGUCCCUAGCACGCCUCCUUGUAAAGGGUGGGUCGGCGUGAUUUGCUUCAAUGGAAUCAUCACGGGCCUCCACCUCUCGGACCGGGGGCUCUCGGGAAAGGUCGAUGUCGAGUUCCUAGAGUCGAUCCAUGGCCUCAGGACCAUCAGCCUUGUGAACAACUCCUUCUCGGGCCCAAUCCCCGAGUUCAGCCGCCUUGGCGCCCUCAAGUCGCUCCUGCUGGUGGGCAACGAGUUCUCGGGGGAGAUCCCCAGGGAUUUCUUCUCGCACAUGUUGUCAUUGAAGAAGGUCUGGCUCUCGAACAACAACUUCUCCGGCGUGAUCCCCGAGUCCCUGGCACAGCUUCCCAACCUCAAGGAGCUCCACCUGGAAGGGAAUCAGUUCUCAGGAAACAUCCCAGCGAUAAACGAUGAGAAGCUCACUUCGCUGGACAUGUCGCAUAACAAGUUGGAAGGCGCAAUCCCUGCUAGUUUGGUGAAAUUCGGGGCAAGUUCUUUCAGGGAUAAUGAGGGGCUUUGUGGGAACCCUCUGGACAGGAUAUGCUCGGUUCCGCAGAAACCUACUGCGGCGCAUGUGGUACCAACGCCGCCAAGCCCAACCGAGCAUAAGAGCAUGGACUCCUGGGUGAUCUUUGGGACGGUGGGCGCAUUGCUGGUUGUCGGGAUGUUAUUCUCUUACGUAUAUUCUAACCGGCGCAGAGACAAUGACUUCAGUGUCCUGGGAAAAGAGGUCGUCCAUGAGGCGGUUGAAGUGCACGUGUCGAGCUCGAAACAUAGCCGGGCGUCGUCGAGCAAGAAGGGCAGCGUCUCGAAGAGAGGGUCGCAGAAGGGCAAGGACAUGGGGGACCUAGUGCUGAUCAACGAGGACAAGGGCCCGUUCGGGCUGUCGGAUUUGAUGAAGGCGGCCGCGGAGGUACUAGGAAAUGGCGGCUUGGGUUCGGCCUAUAAGGCUGUCAUGUCCAAUGGCCUAUCGGUCGUGGUGAAGAGGAUGAGAGAGAUGAAUAGGUUAGGGAAGGAGGGAUUUGAUGCCGAGAUGAGGCGGUUCGGGAGGAUACGGCACCAGAACAUCUUGACGCCGUUGGCUUAUCAUUACCGGAAAGAGGAGAAGCUUUUGGUUUCAGAAUAUGUUACCAAAGGCAGCUUGUUGUACAUCUUACAUGGUGAUCGCGGUAUUUGUCAUGCUGAGCUCAAUUGGCCUAUCCGUUUGAAAAUCAUACGCGGAAUUGCUCGUGGGUUAGGCUUCCUUCGAUCGGAGUUUGCAUCGUAUGAUCUGCCCCACGGGAAUCUCAAGUCGAGCAAUGUUCUUUUAGACGCGGAUUACGAGCCGUUGCUCAGUGACUACGCGUUCCAUCCUCUAAUAAACUCUGCUCAAGCUGCGCAGGCAAUGUUCGCGUACAAAGCCCCGGAGUCCCUACAAAACCAGCAAGUCUCCCCGAAAUGCGAUGUCUACUGUCUCGGGAUCGUCAUUCUCGAAAUAUUGACGGGAAAGUUCCCUUCUCAAUACCUCAGCAAUGGGAAGGGCGGGACGGACGUCGUGCAAUGGGUGCAUUCUGCGAUUUCCAAGAAAAGAGAAGAUGAAGUCAUUGAUCCGGAGAUACUGAGCUCCACAGGUUCCAAGCCUCAGAUGCUGCAGCUACUCCAUAUUGGAGCUUCUUGCACCGAGAGCAACCCCGAGCACCGAAUCAACUUGAGGGAAGCGAUUAGGAACAUAGAAGAGGUGAAGGGUUGAGGCGCGCGCUUAUGUCCUAGCCUGAAAGGAAGUGUCUCUAGACGACAACAUAGGAUAGUUCGUAUUAGCAUCGCAACCUUUUAUCAUCAAUUUUGGCAAUCUCAAACAAUGAAAUGGUGAGCUCUCUUAGCGACGGUUUGAUCAGCACUUUGAAAUCUCUUGACGCUCAAGGUCGAUGAAUAUAAACACUUCAGUGUGUACUUCUUAGGUGUCAUUCACAUUGACUUACCAAAAGCAUAAUGAAGGAGAAAAAAAAAAUUUGCAGGCACUGAGGUUAAGGACCUCAGACAUGGUUUCGGCUUUCGAAAAGAGGUCCCUGUCCCUCUCGUUUCGAGUUGUCAUAGUGUCUGUGUCUUUCCCAUCAAGAUCGGGUUUUUUGGUGUCCGUUCUGGUCUGGGUCCGGGGGCGAAACUUUGUUAACAGUUUCAAUCUAAUUUUCCCUGCUAAGUUCUUUUGGCUGGUGGAUUGAUGUUGAGCAUUUGAUCUGGAGAUUGAAGUUAUGUACAGGCCC